AUGGCCCGGCGGCUUUUAAAUGUGCAUUGUUGGCACCGGCAGGAAGGCUGCCCUCCUGUUACUCCCCACUCCCCCUCCUCGUGUUCUGAGGCUGCUUUGUUUCCAGGUAGGUGGCUGAUUGUGUCUACUUGGGCCUCCUGGGACAUGAGCUUUUGUGACACCUUAUGUCCAGGAAGAUCAGUGGGCCAUGGGGCCCUAGUGACCAGAUACAAGGUGACCACUGGCCCACCUGUUUUGUUCCUGGGCCAUCAGCAUGGGCUCAGCAGUUCACACCUCUUACUUAGGAAGCUGGGAGGGGCAGCAGGUCAGUCACACUGGCCUCCUUGA
Rangifer tarandus platyrhynchus (Svalbard reindeer) is the source of this 327-nucleotide messenger RNA. NCBI's taxonomy places the organism in Eukaryota, Metazoa, Chordata, Mammalia, Artiodactyla, Cervidae. The record is from the annotation of a GenBank genome assembly.